Rhagoletis zephyria (snowberry fruit fly) is the source of this 1469-nucleotide messenger RNA. RefSeq names its product probable ribosome production factor 1. The record is from RefSeq and is a predicted model, not a curated record. Gene Ontology annotation, biological process: maturation of 5.8S rRNA; maturation of LSU-rRNA. Gene Ontology annotation, molecular function: rRNA primary transcript binding. NCBI's taxonomy places the organism in Eukaryota, Metazoa, Arthropoda, Insecta, Diptera, Tephritidae. Gene Ontology annotation, cellular component: nucleolus; preribosome, large subunit precursor.
AGGAGGAACCACAACAGAUGGAAGCGCAAGAAGACAGUGACGCCUCAAGUGACGAAGAGCAGGAGCUUCCUACAACCAGCAAGACGAAGAAGCCGUCCAAAGACAGCAAAUCAGCUAAAGUUCCCGAGCAGGAUGGAAGUGACAGUAGUGAUGACGACGUGGAGGAAGAUAUGGAUGCUGAUGACAAUGAGAAUAAAGAAGCAAAUGAAAGUAAAGAUGUGGGCGAAGAUGAGAAUAAAGAUGAUGCCAGUGAUGGUGGGACUGAUAAUGAUGGUGAUGCCGAAGAAAAGAGUGAUGAUGAAGAAAUUGAACCAGAAGUUCGUAUGCCCGUUAUAAAUCCUUUGGCACUGAUUAAAAACAAAGACCAACGCAUGGCACUGUAUCGUAAAAUGAAAAAAGAGAAACAUAAACAGAAAAUGCACGAGAGACGCGCGCGCCGCAAAGCUGGCCUGCCUGCUAAUCCGGGACACACCAUAGAAAGCUUACGAGAAAAGGAUCAAACGACAGUGACCAAUUUAGAUGACUCUGAUAACGAGGAGCUGCGUCGUGAAUUGGAGAUGGACGAUUUCAGUACUUAUUUUCAGCGUAGUUACGAGCCGAAAGUACUGAUAACCUACGCCGAUAAUCCAGUAACAAAGACAAGAAAAUUUGGCCUGGAACUAAGUCGAAUUUUUCCAAAUGCAUUGGUUAAAAUACGAAAUAGAUCUUCUGUAAAAAAUAUAUGCAAAAGUGCUAUACGCGAAGAAUAUACGGAUGUUGUAGUUAUAAAUGAGGAUCGGCGCAAACCUAAUGGCCUGCUUGUCAUACAUCUACCAAAUGGACCGACAGCACAUUUCAAAUUGUCUAAUGUUAAACUAACUUCGGAUAUUAAGCGUAGUCAUAAAGAGAUAACGAAACAUCGACCUGAAGUCAUAUUGACUAAUUUUACCACAAGAUUGGGUCUCACCGUGGGUCGCAUGCUGGGUGCGCUUUUCCAUCAUGAUCCUGAGUUUAAAGGUCGACGUGCAGUAACUUUUCAUAAUCAACGUGAUUAUAUAUUUUUCAGACAUCAUCGCUAUGAGUUCACAAAGGAGGGCAAAAGGGUGAAUUUGCGUGAAAUGGGGCCACGUUUUACAUUGAAACUGCGUUCGCUACAAGAGGGUUUGUUCGAUAGCAAAACGGGUGACUACGCUUGGAUAAUAACUAACAAGAGGCAUGCUAUGGAGUCCUCCCGACGUCGUUUCUUUUUGUAAAGUUAGGCUUUGCUUGUAACAUUUUUCUUUUUUGCAAAAUGUAAAAUGAGUCCCAAAUAAAUGAAAUGUGCAUCUGCAUUUCUCUCUUCAUAAAAUUAACUUACAACUUUUUAUCAAAUUAUUUAUGUUUUUAAUACAAGGUAAUUUUUUCAUUCAAAAACAUUGAAAAUAAAUAUUUUUUUUUGUUAGUAUUUCAUAUUUUGCAUCAAACCAGUAAAUGAUAUACCUAAAUUAAUU